AUGCUCCAGCCCCAACAGCAGGCCCGCCGUGCGCAGGAUGCGCGCUACACAGAGCCUCCCCUUACGCGCGGGAAUAGCGACUCGAAGGCAAGCCUGCCCCGGCAGGGGUCGCGGCCGAUGUUGCGGGGCGAGCCGAGCACGACCACAAUCCGGACCGAAGCGUCGAGUGCUACCGCGAGUUCAUACGGCCGCGAGCGGGAGCGCACACACGGCGCGACGCCAAGUAGGCACGGGGCGGCGGCGACGGGCUCCCAUCAUAGGGACCACGCAAGGCCCUCUCGCCACGAGCAGUACGCGCAGGAUCAUGCGGGUCCCUCCGCCGCCGCCGCCGCCGCCGCAGUACGAGACAUGAUAUUCCUUCCCGUCCCAAGCACUCAGACCCGCGAACGAGAGCACCGAGAGCACCGAGACGCAAGCAAGGCCGCUCGAAGAGACGAACGCCACGGACGUGAGGCGGGCGCCCCGUCCACAACGACGCCACCCAGGCCCCGCCGCGAGGCUGAGACGGUCAAAGCGACGAUCACAGGCGUCCCUGCGUCUUCCAGAACCGGGCGCGACAUCGAGUCCUCAAGCAUCGACACACGCCACAGCGCGAGCAGCUCGAAGCGCUCGGAGGCCUCGACGAAGGCGACGUCGGUCUCAAGUUCGCGCGGCCACGAGUCGACAAAGUCUGGUGGGUAUGGGGAUCAUCGUCGGGAGAGAAUCGCUACGCCAGAGAGGGCCUCUGCGCACAAAGCGACGGUCACUCCCGUGGCCUCCAAGCCCACGUCGGCUCCCAGAAUGCCGGCGGCAGGAGGCAGGCCCUCUGCUGCUGCUGCGGCGUCUUCUUCUGCUCACAGGUAUCCUACUGCUCCCGUUGCUGUGAUGGCCAGUGACCCCACAGCGAGGCCCUCUGUUGCCGCGACGUCUUCAACCGCACACAAGUACACCACGGCCGCUCCUGUGGCAACUACCAAGCCCUCGGCAACUGCCACCCAGUCCUCCACCGGGAAGUCACCUUCCGCUGUGCCUCCCUUGGCAGUCAACAAAUCACCAGUGCCUGCCGCCAGUUCGCCCCCACGCCAUGGCGCCGACGUCCCAUUAAAGAAAUCUGCAUCCCCUCUCGUCCUCCGCGAUGCACCUCUCGCUAGCGCUCCAGGGACCAGCCACACGCACUAUCACUACGAGAGCCCCGUGACCCCCGUCCCCGUCAGCGCCAGCGGCCGCACGGGCUUCUCGUCCAAGCGGCCCUCGCUCGCGCCCCCGCCGCCCGGCAAGGACCUCUACAAGGACGUCCCCGAGUCACCGAGCUCCUGCGCCUCGUUCUUCUCCGGCAUCUCCAUCAAGACGAGCGUGACGAACCACGAGGAGUUCGCGCAGGUCCGCCGGCUUCUCGACAACAUGUCCGCGGUCCCGCCGGUGCCCCCGUUCGCCCGCGCGCCCUCGCCGUCCGCGGUGUCCGCGACGUCCAGCGCCCCCGACGUGGCCCCGUUCCCGCCGCAGUCCGCGCGCGACCUCUCCGCGUCGCUCAACAUCCAGAAGACCGCCGGCGCGCAUUACGUCGAGUUCUCCCGCCGCGACUCGAUCUGCUCCCAUGCGGCGGAGGUCGUCGGGGAGUGGCCCGCGACCGAGUGCGAGACCCGCCGCCGCGCGGAGGACAACCAGGCGCGCCUCGUCGCGCAGAGGCGGGCGGGCUACCAGGACUCGUCGGCCCGUCCCCGGUACUGA
Fibroporia radiculosa is the source of this 1707-nucleotide messenger RNA. RefSeq lists its product as uncharacterized. The transcript has a single exon. Lineage: Eukaryota; Fungi; Basidiomycota; Agaricomycetes; Polyporales; Fibroporiaceae. The coding region runs from base 1 to 1707 and encodes 568 amino acids. The record is from RefSeq and is a predicted model, not a curated record.